AUGCACAUCUUUGCGCUCAAGAGGGAAGGAUGGACAGCCGAGGGUUGGAAGAUCAGGAGAGGUUUCAGGGUUCAGAUGGGGAGAGUGUGGGGUGAGGCGAAGGUCGAGGAUGAGAGAAAGGGAGCAGGAGAGGGAAUGGGCGAUAAAACGAAGGCUGACAGGAAUGGCAGUGAGGAUGGGACGCUGCAGCCGAGCGUACCGGCGUCGACGCAGCCCGAAGCUGGCCCCUCCGGUCGACCUGCAUCAACGUCGACACCAGCACAAGUAGAGGAAGACGUCGGCGUACUGAGCGAAGCCCUCUCCCCUCUUAAGAAACGAAGACGCCCUCCAUUGAUCGCUCGCACGUCCUCAAGCUACAGCGCCAAUGGCCCUGGCCCCACAUCUGGGAUGAGGCAUCCUGCUGUGCAGUCCCCUACGCCGUUCUCUCCGGUAGUCAAGACGCCCAAAGUCAAGACGAUCAAACUUACAGAGACGCCAAAGGCGAGCGCAGGCGACCAGCUUCUGUGGUCCCCUCAGCCGGCUGCUGCGCUUCGCAGGCUUGCGCUUACUAAGGUGGGCGGGACGAAUAGCAGGGCGUUGACGAUGGGGUCGGAUGAGGCGGCGACGGCACCAUCUUCGUUGGGAGCGGCAGCAUCAGCAUCAGCAUCAGCAUCAGCAUCAGCAUUGUCACAGUCGGCCUCAGCGCCUCUCACCAACGGCGAUCUCAGUAGCGGCCCAAUCACCGACUCUCGCCCACCGGGCUCGCGGCUUCUCCCACCUGGCAAGGACCCAAAAAAGAGCCUGCUCGCCCGAAGUCGCAUCGUUUCGAGGGGAGGAGCGAAGGGCAACCUCGCGAAUGAGGCAGGAGGCCAAUCGUCACCAUCGGCUACCACUCGCAGGUCGAAGCCAAAAGGUCCGAAAGGCGCUGCCUUCAUAAUCGACUGUAGUGGAGGAACGACGACUUCGAGUUCGAGCGAUGCUGCUCCUCCUUCUCGCCCUCGUUUAGGUUUUGAAUCUCUAGGAGAGAGGGGAGAAGCGCUGCCUGGCUGGCAGUGGUAUCAGUGCGAAGUCGCUGUGCCAUGUUAUUUAGGGUCCUGA
Jaminaea rosea is the source of this 1077-nucleotide messenger RNA. RefSeq lists its product as hypothetical. The coding region runs from base 1 to 1077 and encodes 358 amino acids. The record is from RefSeq and is a predicted model, not a curated record. NCBI's taxonomy places the organism in Eukaryota, Fungi, Basidiomycota, Exobasidiomycetes, Microstromatales. The transcript has a single exon.